Selaginella moellendorffii is the source of this 2628-nucleotide messenger RNA. RefSeq names its product mechanosensitive ion channel protein 3, chloroplastic. The transcript has 13 exons. Gene Ontology annotation, biological process: transmembrane transport. Lineage: Eukaryota; Viridiplantae; Streptophyta; Lycopodiopsida; Selaginellales; Selaginellaceae. The record is from RefSeq and is a predicted model, not a curated record. Bases 16 to 2406 code for a protein of 796 amino acids. Gene Ontology annotation, cellular component: membrane.
UUCUUCCAUGGCGCGAUGAAUGGAGGCCGGGGACUGGCGCUACCACGCCCCAACUCCCUCAAGGGGCUGCCGCCGCUGCAGCUCACGCGAAUUCCAUCGAGAGCGCGUGGAUUGGAGCUGAGCUCUUCCUUCCUUCGACGGGAUGCUUUGUCGCUGCAAAGCGUCCAGCUCGCGAGAUUGGCGAAAUGCCGCGGCCUGUGCUGCUCAAGAGCAGCGAUUGCGCUGGAAUUGCCCAAGGAAAUCGCGGUGACAUCGCUGAGGAUCACGCAGAGAGCGCUCACAAGUACGCUCGCGACGGUUGGAAAAUUCCCUUGUCCAGUACAAUGCGUGGCUGCUGCUGGGGUCAUAGCAUUUGCUCUUUGGGGACUCUUGCCUUCCAUCCAACUCAUUCGUCGCAAUAUCUUCCAGCGACGUGAAUGGGACAAGAGUCGAACGAAGUACAUACUUACGUCCUAUGUCAAGCCUGUGUUAUUGUGGGUUGCGAUCAUCGGAAUAUGCAGGGCUCUAGACCCCGUCGUUCUUUCGUCCGAGACAAGCCAAGUUGUCAAGGAAAGAUUCUUGAAUUUUCUACGAUCUCUUUCAACUGUCCUGACAUUUGCGUUUUGCACAGCGAGGAUGACUCAACAAAUUCAAAGGGUCAUGAUGGAUCGUCACAACAAUGAAGACUCUCGCAAUCUUGGAAUUCGUUUUAUUGGCAGUGCAGUGUCCACUUCGGUGUGGGUGGCGGCUGUCUGCUUGUUUAUGGAGCUCCUUGGUUUCUCGACUCAAAAAUGGCUGACGGCCGGUGGAUUCGGUACAGUGUUGCUGACUCUAGCAGGUCGAGAGAUUUUUACGAACUUUUUGUCCAGUGUUAUGAUUCAUGCUACCCGGCCGUUUGUUGAGUACGAGUGGAUACAAACUAAAAUCGAUGGGCAGGAAGUUUCUGGUACUGUCGAGCAUGUUGGCUGGUGGUCUCCUACAGUUAUCAGAGGCGAAGAUCGCGAAGCUGUGCAUAUACCCAACCACAAGUUCACGAUGAGCGUUGUCCGCAAUUUAAGUCAAAAAACUCAUUGGCGUGUUAAGACGUACAUUGGUCUCAGUCAUUUGGAUGCUAGCAAGAUCCACGUUAUCGUCGCAGACAUGAGAAAAGUUCUUUCCAAGCAUCCACAAGUGGAGCACAGACGAUUGCAUCGAAGAGUGUUCUUUGACAACAUCGACCCGUCAAACCAGUCGCUUAUGAUCAUGAUUUCUUGCUUCGUAAAAACUUCCCACUACGAAGAAUAUCUCAGUGUGAAGGAAAUUAUUCUUCUCAACCUGCUCAAAGUCAUCAGCCAUCACAAUGCCCGACUUGCCACUCCCAUUCGCUCUAUCCAGAGGGUAUACGACGAAGCAGAAACUCGCCAGUCGCCUUACAGAAACGUGUCCAACGAAGAUGGCAGGCCGUUGCUCCUCGUAGACGCAUCCGCAGUACCAGCCGAGUCUGGGAAGGCGAAGCAUGAGGCGCCAAACACUGUCGCUCCUAUCGAAGUUCCGAAACAGGAUAUGGAAGAAGCACAGCCUUCUCCAAAGACACCUCUCGAAGGUUUGGAUUCCAUGGGACUUAAUGCUAAAGACAUGAGCUUGCUAGGUGCGGCUUUCGAAAAACCUCCAGCAAAGAUCUCGGAAGUCUCGGCUGACAGUGGUGGCGAGCCAGCGACGAUUAAGGCCGAGGACCAGAAAAGCAGCGAGACCGGCGAAAACACAAAGCAGCAUUUAGGAAAGCAAGCGAUCAAAGACAGCAGCAAGCCACCAAAGGCGUCGACAUCGCCCAAGGAACCCCCAGCUUCGCCGAAACGAGAGAUCAAGCUGGAGGCGAGUAACGAGAGCACAGGGAAAGCGAAAGAGUUGCAAGAGACAAAGUCAGGACCAUCCGAGACAGCGAAAGAUUUGAAAGUGAAGCAAAAGGAAGCUAGAGACAGGCAGCAGCAGCAACAGGUGGACGAUCCAUGGAAAGAGACGGGGUCAGCAACAGCAACAGUAACAGGAACAGUUCCUUCUUCUUCUUCGAAUCAAGCGAGCACAAGUAACAGCGAGGAACAACAGGCAAAGAAAUAUCCUCCAACAAAGAGCACAGUCCAGGGAACUAACAACGAGGAACUACUGGCAAAGAAAUCUCCUCCGACAACAAAGAGCACCGAGGAACUACAGGCAAAGAAAUUUCCUCCAACAACAAAGAGCACAGGCCAGGGAAGUAACAACGAGGAACAACAGCUCAAGAAAUCUCCUCCAGCAAACUUUGGAGAAGACAAUCUAGUGCUAGGAGUAGCACUCGCUGGAUCCAAACGCACGCUUUCACUGAGCGGCGAUGGCGAUGAUAAGAUCACGGGGGACUCGGACACGAGGGGCGCUAUUACUGCUGCUGGAUCGCCGAAAGACAAAGAUCUUUAGAGCAGCAGUGAGAUCCAAGGAGGAAGAACUCCCAGGCAUUAAAUGGAGUUCUCCAAAGUUCUGGGAGGAAGAGAUCAAGGAAGAAGAACUUCCAGGCAUUAUAAAUGGAGUUCUUGGAGGAAGAUGGUGGCCACAGUGAGUAAACUACACACACACAAAGAUUUUUAGGAUAAGUAGGUAAAAAAGGAGAAAAAACGAAGCCAGUAAAAUUUUACCUAUCGA